Molecule: messenger RNA, 1832 nt
Organism: Carassius auratus (goldfish)
Lineage: Eukaryota; Metazoa; Chordata; Actinopteri; Cypriniformes; Cyprinidae
Gene: shisa4
Product: shisa family member 4
Exons: 5
Coding region: 384-986 (200 amino acids)
Source: RefSeq, a predicted model, not a curated record
AGGCAGGGGCGCGCUGCUACAGGAGCCCACGGGCAUCAUUUGUCCUCGUGGAAUUUCGCGCUUCUGCGGUCAAUCUACUGAAUAAUUCCCUUCAUUUACACUUUUAAUGUGUACGAAAUCUAAGCAUUAGCCAGGCGAAAUGAACGUCCUUUAGUGUAGCCUAUUUGAUCAGAGAGUAGGCUGAGGCUGGUACUGGAGACCUGGCGUGUAGCGUCACGGGCGGCGUGUCAUUCCACUCGGAUCGCGUGGUGAUCACGAAGCCGCUUGAUUCGGAGCUCCGCUGUCUGCGAGUCGUGGCAGAUUGUAUCAUUUAAGUUCUAUUUUUCAAAGGAUGCAAACGUAACCGUUUAGUCUGCUGUAACGGAAAGUGUACUGGAAACAGCAUGUCCUUCUACGCCGUCAUUAUAACGGUCCUCUGUAUCAUUUUCUCGGCUUGGCAGGUGAGUGCGGAUGAGGACUGCUUGUGGUAUGUGGACAAAAAUGGCACCUGGCACAAUGGCUUUGAUUGCCCACUCAUAUCCUUCUGCUGUGGGAACUGUCACCGCCGCUACUGCUGCCUGGAUGGCUUCAAGAUGAUCACCGAGGCGGGACAGAAGCGCUGCAUGCUGUUCCAUCUCAGCCCUUCCACUAUAGCUGGCAUUGCUUCAUCCAUCCUGCUCUUUGUGGCUGCUAUAGCCACCAUGGUUUGUUGCUUCAUGUGUUCCUGUUGUUACCUGUACCAGCGCCGCCAGCAACGCGGCAGAACUCCUUAUGAAGCCCAGCAUAUUCCAAUGGCCAGGUAUCCUGUGGAGCACAUGUACGAUGCUUCUGGUAAACCCAUUGGACAUCCUGAUUAUCCUGGAUAUCCAAUGGUGCCGCAGUAUCCAGGUGUCCCCCUCCAGUAUCCUAUGAUGGUCCAGGGUCCUUAUCCUCCUAAUCAUCCUGACGCAGGAUACAGUCAAGCAGCUCCUCCGCCGUAUUCCCCUCCCCAGUACCCAGGGCACUGAAAGAGCUGAAGUCCCUCAAUGAGGAGAAGAUAACCCAUAAAGUGGGUGAUGAGGAGGGCCCAUGCUUGUGAGGAAUCCUUUGAAUGAGAAGCCGUUUUAAAAAAUGAUUUAUGUUAUUUAUAUCUUGAUUAAUUUAUUGAGUGAAGCAUGAACUGACCUCAAAAUCGACUCACGCAUCGGAGUGUUUUCUUGUUUGAUGUACAGCUUUCAUGUGUCACUAAUCAGUGCCCACUUUAAUCCAGCAACUCACAGACUCAAAAGACUGCUUUAAAUGUGCCAUUAUGUUUUGUCCAUCUCUCCGAAAUGGACUGUUAAAUAUGACUGUCUUGCAGUAGAGACUGGCUGCCAGUUCUGAUUCACCCAGGAUAUCGUUCUUUGUUCAACCAAAUGAGAAGAAGCUUAUAUUAUUUGCACUUUAUUCUGCAAUAGACAUGUUCAAAAUGUAAUUUAUUUGACCGCUAAUCCGAGCAUGUCACUUGCAUCAUUAACAUCAAAUCAUGCUGUAUGCUUUUCAUGUCUUAUAGACAGCUAACAUGCAGUAUGUAUAUAAGAGAGAACUUACAUUAAGAAUGAAUUUCAUGUUUCAUAGCAUCCAACCAAACAUCAAUCUGUGCAUUUGCAGUUCAUCAACUGUUUUUAGAUCUGGCUUGAGCAGCUGUAAAGUUAUAGUUUUGCAUGUCUUUAACUAUCUCAUGCUACGAAGGCCAGUUGUCAAGGGGAAUAACUGUAAUGUUUGAAUUCAAUUAGCUGUCCGUCUGUGCAUUUUUAUUUGUUUCAAAAAGCUUUUUGAUCUAUAAAACAAUUUUAUAGAUAUAAAACACUAAAUAUAAUAAAACACUACAGUCA